CAGGAUUGGAGGCUAGUAGUGAGUGACUGCGGAGAGAGAGAGAGACUGAAGAGAAGAGAGCAGAGCAGAAGAGAGAUCUAUAGUAGCAGUAUCUCUGCUGGAUACCUCUUCAAUAUUUCAAUCAGAAUUCUUCCUUGACCAGCUCGAGCCUCACACUUCCCACCGGACCCCCCAUCACCCAACCCUUAGGAGGGGGACAUAUUAACAGCACAGAGGGUUUACCACCCCGGACCUCCACACAGGGAGCCAUGUGAUACCCCCUUGCUCUGCUGAAAUCCCCCCAAAUCGGUGCUCUGAAUCGGGAUUGAAACCAAGGAUUGUAUUCCCCCUGCCUGAAACCCCCUCCUGGGUUUGUGGAUCUUCUCUAACUGCAGGAGGAGGAAGGGAAGGGAGGGACAGCCAGGUCUCUGUAUACCCGGUUGGGAGACACUCUUCUCUGGGCAAGUGUGGGGUGUGUACCCCCCUUGGGCUGGAGGCCAGCGCUCCAGCACCAUGGAUUACCUACCUGGGAUUGUACUGUUGCUGCUGUUCUGCGGGGCGGUGGUGCCGGGGCAGGGGGAGCCCAAGCACAGCGUCCCCAGGUUAAAGCUCUCCUACAGGGAGAUGGUAGAAUCCAGUAACCUCAUCACUUUCAACGGCCUCACCAACAGCUCCGGCUACAACACCUUCCUAUUGGACGAGGAGAGAGGAAGACUGUUGGUGGGUGCCGAGGACCACGUCUUCUCCUUCGACUUGGUCAAUCUCAACAGAGAGCACAAACAGAUCGCAUGGCCAGCCACGCCCUCAAAGCGUGACGAGUGCAAGUGGGCGGGGAAAGACCUCGGGAAAGAGUGUUCCAACUUCAUCCGAGUGCUCCAGCCCUACAACUCCACCCACCUGUAUAUCUGUGGUACAGGGGCCUUCCACCCCAUCUGUGCCUACCUGGAGAUGGGCAAACGGGCAGAGGACAACAUCUUUCGACUGGAGUCGUCCCACUUCGAGAACGGCCGCGGGAAAAGCCCUUACGACCCCAAGAUGCUCUCUGCGUCCAUCAUGUUAGAUGGGGAGCUGUACUCUGGCACGUCGGCAGACUUCAUGGGAAGGGACUUUGCCAUCUUCCGUACCCUGGGGGAGCAUCAUCCUAUCAGGACUGAGCAACAUGACUCUAGAUGGCUCAAUGACCCCAGGUUUGUAGGUGUAAACCUGAUCCCAGAGAGUGACAACCCUGAGGACGAUAAGAUAUUCCUGUUCUUCAAAGAGAACGCCAUGGACGGAGAACACACUGGCAAGGCCACUAUCGCCCGCAUAGGACAACUGUGUAAGAAUGACCUGGGAGGUCACAGGAGUCUGGUCAACAAGUGGACCACCUUCCUCAAGGCCAGACUGACCUGUUCAGUGCCAGGCCUCAACGGCAUCGACACACACUUCGACGAGCUGCAGGAUGUCUUUCUGAUGAGCUCCAAAGAUCCUAAGAACCCAGUGAUCUAUGCUGUCUUCACCACUUCUAGUAACAUAUUCAAAGGCUCAGCAGUGUGUAUGUACAACAUGGCAGACAUCCGGAGGGUCUUCCUGGGUCCCUAUGCCCACCGAGAUGGGCCCACCUACCAGUGGGUACCCUUCCAGGGGAGGGUGCCCUACCCCCGCCCUGGCACGUGCCCCAGUAAAACGUUUGGGGGCUUUGACUCCACCAAGGACCUCCCUGAUGAUGUGAUCACCUUUGCGCGGGGCCACCCGGCCAUGUUUAACCCCGUGCACCCCAUCGGGGGUCGUCCCAUCGUGGUGAGGACUGAUGUGGACUACCAGUUCUCCCAGCUAGUGGUAGACAAGGUGGAGGCCGAGGACGGACAGUACGACGUCAUGUUCAUUGGAACAGACCUGGGCACGGUCCUGAAGGUGGUUACCAUCCCAAGAGAGAGCUGGCAUGACCUGGAAGAGGUGGUCCUGGAGGAGAUGACCGUGUUCAGGGAGCCCACCCCCAUCACGGCAAUGGAGCUUUCCACCAAACAGCAACAGCUGUACCUGGGCUCGGCGCUAGGCGUUUCCCAGAUGCCUUUGCACCGCUGUGAGGUGUACGGGAAGGCUUGCGCUGAGUGCUGUCUGGCCCGCGACCCCUACUGUGCCUGGGAUGGAACAGAGUGCUCCCGUUACUUCCCUACCGCCAAGCGGAGAACGAGACGCCAGGACAUCAGGAAUGGAGAUCCCCUCUCCCAGUGCUCUGACCUGCAGCAUCAUGAUGACGUGGACGGGCUGGGUCAUGUGGAGGACAGGAGUGUGUACGGAGUGGAGAACAGCAGCAUGUUCCUGGAGUGUAGUCCCAAGUCCCAGAGAGCCCUCAUCUACUGGCAGCUCCAAAGACCCAACGAGGACCGCAAACAUGAGAUAAAGUCGGAGGACAGGGUGAUCCGCACGGAGCAGGGCCUGCUCAUCCGCAUCCUCACCCAGGCCGACUCAGGCGUCUACACCUGCCACGCUGUGGAGCACGGCUUCAUCCAGCCCCUCCUCCGCCUCUCCCUCCAGGUCAUCCCCACACAGAGGCUUGGUGAUCUGCUGCCUGGUGGGCCACAGGGUGGAGCUGGAGGGUCUGGUGGCGCAGGUAGUGGGUCUGGUGGUGCAGGUGGGCCUGCUGGUGCAGGGCACUCAACAAAACACAAGCUGUGGUACAGGGAUUUCCUCUCCCUCCUCGACCACCCUGACCUGAACAGCGUGGAGGAGUUCUGCGAGCGUGUGUGGCGGAAGGAGCGCAAGCAGCGGCGUCUGAAAACUCCCACCAUCACCACCAAUGACCAAAGUCUGGCUAGGCCUGACGGCGGAGCUCUAAGCUCAGGCCUAAAGCCUAAAAGUAGUCCUCUUGGCGCAGGUGCACCCAAUGCCCAGAAGCAGCAGAGCGGGCAUCCUACGGUGCAGCAGCAGCAGAACAAAGAGGGGAGCCCCCGGAGCACGAACCCACAGAAGGUGCAACACCAUGCGGGUAUGCUGACCCAGGCACAGGCCCCUAAAAACAACAACCAGAAUGCCCAGAACUCUCAGGCUACACCCAACACCCAAAGCCCCCAGAAGGGCCAAGGCGCCCUGGGGGGAACCCAGGUGCCUGGUGGUGGGGCCAGAGGUGGACCCCAGCACAAUGCCAAGUGGAGGCGGAUGCAGGAGAAUAAAAAGGGGCGAAACAGGAGGACCCACGAGCAACAGAGACCCCCGCGGAGUGUCUGAGACACACACACAGCAACACACACACUUACACACAUAUUGUACAUUAAAAUAUAGACUUGCUAUCCCAUAAAGAUAUACUGUAGGAACCCACAUAAUGCAAUACUCAUGGUCAUGGACAUAUGCUCAUUCACACAUAAUAUGUAGACAGAAAAAUACCACCCCAAUGGAAUGCUCUAAAACAUACACGUUAAAGACACACACACACACACACACACACACACACACACACACACACACACACACACACACACACACACACACACACACACACAGCAAAUACCCUGUGAAGACUUGGAGAAGACUGGCGACUAACAGGACAUUGAAGACUGAGGCUAAACUGGAAUCGUAUGCGUACUGUACAUGCUAACCAUGUGGAUAUAGUGGCCCAGGGGGUACAAUUUGAGGAACUGUGUAGUCCAGAUCCGUGUUGCAAGGGGGACCGAGUUAUCUGGCGGACACAUAGCCCUCCUGUACAGACGCUACUUCCUUAUAGGACGGGGAUGGGGUUAAAAACAUUAAUUUUCAGUGAGGAUGAUACAUGUUACAUAUUCAGACCUCUGGACAAGUCUGGACAAUGGCCCCUACAGGACAUUUCAGAAGACAUUUCAGAAGGGAUUAAGACUUUAAAGUUCAGUAGGGACGUCCGUUACUGCAGCUACUGGCCUUGUUGACAUGCGCAGAAGGAAGAUGUCCACUAUAUAGAGACGGGAAGAACUAUAAGGAUAAAGAAUAAUGUGUCCAGUCGACUGCAAACUAGAACCGAAACACAUCAAAAGAAGCACAGUCAUUUUCAGAGAGUGAACUGCAAUUCCCACAAUACAGUUUGUCGGCUCAACUUUAUUCAACUGAUUCGAUUCACAACGACUCUCAUGAAUGAGCACUUUGGGCUUGUACAUAGAGCUUGACUGUCUUAUACGUCAAACAUAUUAAAAUGGGGCACAGUUAGCUGGUUAACAAUCCACAACGAUGCCCUGCAUAUUGUUUGUAGUUCAAUAACAGAAUUAUUCAAUAUAAAACGACAAAAUCCACAAUAGCCUGUGAUCUGUGGAGCAAAAUCAAGCUUCUCUUCCUCCCAAGGCUUGAAAAGCAUUGUGCAUGUCGUAGUCAAUCAAUGUUCAUGAUUUGAAUAAGCUAUUUCUCGCCAGUUACUCGCUAUGUAAGGUUUUUUUUAUGUUAAAGGAGUCCUAUGAAAGAAAAAUCUAUUUUCUGUUUUUAUUUGAUAUUUACUUCUCUCUCUCCAUACAAACCACUGUAUCCCUGUAGGGGUAAACAAUUACGUAGUAGAAUUUUUGACCUGUCCCUUUAAGUUAUUUUUCUUUCUUUGCUUUCUCCUGGAGUUGCGUGUGAACUUAUAAAUCCAGUCAUAUGUUCGUGCUCAGUCUGGAAAACAGACUGCCUAUUGAUUCUGUACAUAAACAUACAACAACAAAACGACUCUUUAUGUAUGUAAAUAUAUACAACCAGAACACCACGGAUUAUUUAUUUCUCAUUGUUUUGUGAAAGGGUUGCAUUUAUUUUUGAUAUUCUGGUAUUUUGGCUCAUCAAUAAUCAAGAAAAAGACUGCGGCACGUUGAGAAACACAAACGGACCAAUGAGGACGGACUUCCUCUGUCAAGGACUCCCUUUUUUUCCGGGGGGCGUGUUUUGGAAGUGAACCACGGUAUGAGAGUGGGAGCAGGGGGUUGUUGUGUGUUUUACAGUAUCCAGACCGAGAGCCUUCAGGAUGAUAAGCACAAGUUUCUCAAACCCUCUUCUACGUUUCUGUCUCUUCUGGUCUUUUCGUAAAUGGGUGAUUUUUCUACCCAGGAGGUGUUUUCAUUGAAGUUUGGAAUCCCAUCCACCUAUUUCAUUCGUUCAUCCCAAAUACUCAUUUUAUGUAAGAUAAUACUACCCAAAACCUGAUAAAACAUUAGCUGUGAAUUUCUAUGUAAGAACUAGUAAGGAAAAGGUUCAAAUCUAAACGUAGUCUGAGGACGCUGAGUUAAAGCUGCAUGUGAAUGCUACUUAAGUGCAUCUUUUCUAUUGUCUCUAGAUGUUUCCUGUGAGAGGUAAAAGUCCUGUAGGCAACAUGUGUAAGAGAGAUGUGAAUAUUAUUCCUUUUUGCCAAAACAAAGAUGCCAACAUGUACCAGGGGUGUAUUCACUAGGAACCAAACAGAAGCAAACAGGCCGAAAUGGGGAGGGACUAACCUGAACUUGUCCAAUAACAAACGCACAUUUUUGUUGCAAAUCGUUUUCUGUAGCUAAACGUUUUGCUAUGGUGUCUGCUAAUGAAUACACCCCAGUGAUGUUACUCCAACCCCAAAACUUGUAUUAAGACCUUCAACUUUUCAUACAACAAUGUGUUUCCCCCUCAGUAUACAACAAGCCUGAUGUGUCACUGCAAUAAUGGACAGCAGAUAGCAAGGUUUCCUGGUGGUUUGUGGUAUGUUUCCGGUCUCUCACGGUGUGUAGGGUGGACAAGGAGAGAACAGAUAUCCCUGCUGUAACAUGGUUCUUCCUGGCAUGCGUUCAGUUGUCUAAUUAAACAUUUCCUGUAAAACUUA
Salvelinus namaycush (lake trout) is the source of this 5731-nucleotide messenger RNA. Its product is annotated as semaphorin-3ab-like. Gene Ontology annotation, molecular function: neuropilin binding; semaphorin receptor binding; chemorepellent activity. The transcript has 16 exons. Lineage: Eukaryota; Metazoa; Chordata; Actinopteri; Salmoniformes; Salmonidae. The record is from RefSeq and is a predicted model, not a curated record. Bases 493 to 3186 code for a protein of 897 amino acids. Gene Ontology annotation, biological process: motor neuron axon guidance; neural crest cell migration; negative regulation of axon extension involved in axon guidance.